GGUUAGAAAUCUUUUAUAAAAAUGUCUAAGGCACUUAAAAGAGGAUAUGUAGCAAAGAAAGUGUUGCAAAAGGUAGACCAUUCUUCACCGUUACGGGUAAACAUUCCUGCAGGAAUGGCAACUGCUAAACCACCACUUGGUGCACAACUUGGUCAGCGAAGUAUCAAUGUAGCAAAUUUUUGCAAAGAGUUUAAUGAGAGAACAGCUAAUAUUAAGACUGGUAUACCUUUACCAUGUCGUGUUAAGGUAAAACCAGAUGGUACUUAUGAAUUAGUUAUUCACCAGCCACCAGCAACAUUUUUCUUAAAACAAGCAGCUGGAAUAUCAAAAGGAAAAAUCCCUAAUGAGGAACUAGCAGGAAAAAUAACAUUCAAGCACUUGUAUGAAAUUGCAGUCAUUAAAUCACAAGAUCCACCUUUAGAGUUAUUGACUUUAAAAGAUGUUUGUCAAAUGCUUGUUGGAAUUGCUCGUACUUGUGGCAUUGUAAUUGUAAAUACAAUAGAUCCAGUAGAAUAUGCAGAAUUUAUGAAACAGAGAGAAGAAAAUCUUCAAAUUUUCCUAGCAGAAUUACAAGAAUCCAAGAUCAGUAAAGUACUUAGAGGAUCUUAAAGUG
Habropoda laboriosa is the source of this 613-nucleotide messenger RNA. RefSeq names its product 39S ribosomal protein L11, mitochondrial (gene mRpL11). Gene Ontology annotation, molecular function: structural constituent of ribosome; large ribosomal subunit rRNA binding. Gene Ontology annotation, biological process: translation. The transcript is spliced from 3 exons. The record is from RefSeq and is a predicted model, not a curated record. NCBI's taxonomy places the organism in Eukaryota, Metazoa, Arthropoda, Insecta, Hymenoptera, Apidae. Gene Ontology annotation, cellular component: ribosome; mitochondrial large ribosomal subunit. The coding region runs from base 22 to 609 and encodes 195 amino acids.